AAAAAGUUUGCGCGUUCCCGCAGGCGCCAGUGGUCUUGAGCGGCAGCCGUUCAUGUAAGCAUCUUACUUCUCCGAAGUGAGCGGUUUUCUUUGGAAGCGUGGACGAGCAGACCAGUGGUCAUCAGAAUUUUACUUUGCCUGCUACAAGUCGUAAACAUAAGAGUGAUGUCUACAGAGUUCAUCAAAAGCUGCUGCAAAGGACUACUGUGCAAAGAUGAAGGACCAGAGUCACAAGACACAGUGGUCAGUGCUGAAGCAGUCAAGUCCUGGAAAUCAGUAAGUGAAACAGAAAAAGAAAAGUCACCAGUGACAUCACCCAAUCAGAAAAAUAUAAUUGGAUGUACAGAGGAUUACCUACUUUCUAAGAUACCCCCUGAUGGUAGGCAAAUCCCAUUCAUUGUACCUACCUUCAGGCCAUCUUAUAUCCAGCCCUUCUCCCAGCUGAGUCCUGGUUAUGCAGAUGGAUUGCCAGGUCCAGCACGGAGUAUGUUCAGUGACAGAAAGGCUGAGUUGACUACACAGAGUCAGCUGAACCAUGACUUUGAUGUUGUUUACCACCCAAGCUACAUGAUGCAGCACAUAUCUCCAGGAACAAUCAAACGCUUACAAAACGAAAAGGGACUUGGCACCUAUGGGUCAGUAUGGGACCAGAAAGGCGGCAAGCAAGUAAACCAUGCUGGUCUAACAUGUUCUGUGUUUGAUCUUGCUUCCCAACGGCCCCACUUUCAGCGCUAUGAUUCAGUGUCCAGUGUUCAAAGUAGUGCAUCCUCAAAGAGGGAUUCCCAAGGCAGCAAUCGAAGCCUAGAUGCAAUAAAUCUUUCUGGCGAUGAACGGGAACUUGGGAAGCUGAACCUAUGGCUCAGUUACCAGACAUCUUUGGAGCAGAUCUGGAUCACCAUAGUCAGGUGCAAAGACAUGUAUUUGCCAAUGAGUUAUGGAGACCAGAAUAGAGUGAGCAUUAAAGGAAUAAUCACCCUGCCAAAACCAGUGCAGUUCAAAACCUCCAUCAAAGAAGGCCUUAGUGAUAUGGAGUUCAUGGAGACAUUUGUGUUUUCUUUAAAACUGCAACAGCUGCAGACAGUGGCCUUGGUGUUGAAAAUUUAUACCCAUAACCCACGGAAGAGAACACUGGGAGAAUGUACACUCAGUCUGCGUGAUCUUGGCGCUGUAGAAACACAUCACUGGUUGGAUAUUACAAUCCCUCCUAAAGCCCCGACGUGCCAUGCUGAGCUUCAAAUUGGAGCCUGUUUUCAGCCGGCCAGUAGCAGGAUACUGUUCCAGAUCCUGGCAGCGCAGAACCUCCCAAGUCCUUCCAUGCCACUGAGCCUUAGCUUCUUUGUUAAAGUGGAGAUGCACAAUGUUGACGGUUUAGUAUCAAAGAAAAAAACCCGGAUUCUGAAGCCGUCCACCGGACAGAAGGUCAAAUGGAAUGAGAACUUCCUGUUUCCUCUGAGCCAGAAUGAUCAAGGUGUACAGUUUAUCAUCCGCCUCUACAGCCGCAGUUCAGUGAGAAGGAAAAACUUCCUUGGACAGAUUCAGAUUGGCUGGGACAGCAGCUCUGGAGAGGGAGCAGCACAGUGGAAGGAUGCGACCUCGAAUCCAGAAAAGACAGUGGUAGCAUGGCACAUGCUCAAUGUAACAUGAAGGUACAAGAGGAGAAUGGCAUCAGACGUGUGCCAGUUCCAUUGCGCCAAGCACAUCUCUUUGAAGAACUUGCCUAAAUUAGCCUGAAAGUAUUUUUUUUGUCACAAAUCAUCUGGAAAUAGAAUUGUGAAAGAUCACUUAGUCAGACAAGCAGUCCAGAAAGGUGCACACCUGCUAGACUGCUUAAUUAAGGUGGGGCACAUCAUUUUUUGCAUUAAGGAUCACAAAUUUCAGGUGUGCUUCUUGACGUGGUGGUUUUUUUUACUACCAGGUUAUUAUGACAGUGGACUCACAGUGACUUUGAACUGAAGAUAGCGCACACUGGAAUUCAAGAACUUUUAGGAAAACUGGACAAUUUACUGGCAUCAAGAUAAUUUGUUAUUCCCAGAAAUCUCGCUAUGGGUUUUUUUGUCAUUGCUUUGCAAGCACCAUAUGGAGCAAGUAAUCUUUGUGUGAGUUUAAGAAUACAAAAUGAUGUACUGUAUAAUAUUCUUCAUGCAUAGUAAAGGUGCCCAGAAUAUAGAGGAGUACAUAACAGAGGGAUUAGAAGGUACAGCAUUGAUCUGUCUUGACACGAAAUCAACCAAAAUAAGAAAAAUACAAGUACCAUAUGUAUAAUUCUGUGUUGACAAGAAAAGUGCAUAGGUCAGAAGUUGAUGGUGCUGGAAAUGCUCAGAAAGUGUUAAUAUUCCUGUAAUAAUACUGAAAAAUCCAGCACUGGUAACACUUAAGUUAACAUCCCAUUGCUGGGCCAUAUAAGGCUAUUAUUCCAGUUUGUUUUCUGCGUCCCUUAGAUCUAGUUUUGCACGAAGCAUUUUCCACAGAACAUGGAUGAAGCUGGAAAACAGACAGGUUUGAUUCAGAUUUGAUUUUUCUCAUAAUACUGUAUAUGUAUAUCAAGAAGCAUGUGUAAUUAGAACAAAAGGCAGUUUAGUGAUGAUUCUUAGUAUAAUCACUCAAGACCGCUAAACUCAGAGAGUGAUAAUCUAGAGCAGGGGUGUACUAGCGUGCAGUGUUAACCCCUUUCACAUUGACUGGAUGUUUUAGGGCACCACCCAGUUGCUUAUGAUGUGAUUUAUGAGCAGAUGUGCUGAAAGCAAACGAUUGCAUUACAAAAAGACGUUUAGCCUGUUUAUCUUCAUGAACAAAUUCCCUCAUAAUGAGCUGUUUUAUUUAAGAGUGACUGACUGAGUAAGUGGGUGAGAAGUGAAUCACAGUGAUGCAGCUAAUCAAAAUGAUUUCUGAUUGAGCUUGUCGUGGCCUCCUUUGUUCUUGUAUGCCUGUAUUGUUACCACCAGAGCUUUACACAUUUGGCUCAACUGACCUUAUAGAUUUGUCGUAGAGGUCAUAUUCUCUCACUGCCCUCUCACCAACAUGUUGCACUUUAUUUAAAUAAUUAUUGUCAUUAACAGUGAUCUUUUUUCUGAAACUUUUAAAAGGUAAACUUUAGAAAUUAAUUGCUUGUUUAUGGGUUGGACUGUGAGACAUUUACUUAUUUUUUACUUUUAGUAAUAUAUAUUGACUAGAUAUGAAAACAAACAAUACAAAUCUUGUGAAAAAUUGUGAUUCUUUUG
Erpetoichthys calabaricus (reedfish) is the source of this 3218-nucleotide messenger RNA. Its product is annotated as tandem C2 domains nuclear protein. The coding region runs from base 166 to 1644 and encodes 492 amino acids. Gene Ontology annotation, cellular component: nucleus. The record is from RefSeq and is a predicted model, not a curated record. The transcript has 13 exons. NCBI's taxonomy places the organism in Eukaryota, Metazoa, Chordata, Cladistia, Polypteriformes, Polypteridae.